AUGGGGACAUUUUAUUGUAUGAUAAUCUUAAGCAAUCUGCAGGAUAUCACUGAAGAAAACAAAUCUUACGGCCAUACUGGGGAGAAGAGCAUUGUCUUUAAGCCAAUAUACUUUCUUUCUGGAUCUUCUGGAGAUUCCUUUAAGAAGAAAAAGGAUAGAGUUCUUUUGGUUCGAUGGAAAAUUAGCUCAAAAGUCCAGAGAGAAGGUGUUAAAGGAUUCAAUGAAACCAUCACACAAUAG
Eruca vesicaria subsp. sativa (arugula) is the source of this 240-nucleotide messenger RNA. Lineage: Eukaryota; Viridiplantae; Streptophyta; Magnoliopsida; Brassicales; Brassicaceae. The record is from the annotation of a GenBank genome assembly.